Seriola aureovittata is the source of this 3241-nucleotide messenger RNA. It is a transcript of the gene pak2b, whose product is annotated as p21 protein (Cdc42/Rac)-activated kinase 2b. Bases 611 to 2203 code for a protein of 530 amino acids. Gene Ontology annotation, biological process: protein phosphorylation; intracellular signal transduction; regulation of axonogenesis. Gene Ontology annotation, molecular function: protein serine/threonine kinase activity; ATP binding. Gene Ontology annotation, cellular component: cytoplasm. NCBI's taxonomy places the organism in Eukaryota, Metazoa, Chordata, Actinopteri, Carangiformes, Carangidae. The record is from RefSeq and is a predicted model, not a curated record. The transcript has 15 exons.
GUUAUUUUCUUAAGGGGAAACCCCAUAACUUUUUGUCGUCAGGCUAGUUAGCGUUAGCUGAACGCUGAGCGCUCAUCUGUUAGGAUUGCAAACGCUAAGUAUAGCUUACCAUGCUAACGGUAGCGUAUAGCUAGCACACUUGUUGGCCAAGGAGUCGAUGCUAGCGUUAGCUUGCUAGCCGCCCCGGUUGUUACACAUUUGAAGGGCACUUUUGAGCAGGCAUUAGGGGAGAAAAACCGUUAUAUGGGGGGGAAAUAAUGGGCUAAAAGUCGAUAUGUGGACAUAUUUUAUUUUAGCAAGAAGCUACGAAGUGUCAGCUUUUCAUGUGUGUAUGAAGCGCACCGGGUGGAAAAGCAACUUGCAUUAUUCUUUUAUCUCAUCUGGGCUCCUCUGUUAGUCUCCUCCAGACACCACAAAACAAAGUACGACCUAGUGCUUCCUGUUUGCUCUGGUGCCAUCAUCCUCCUGUAGUGCAUGAGCGCACCUGUGCCUCAUGCUGAUGUGAGCGCUGCCUCGCUCCCUCUCUUGUUUUCCACCCUGUCCAUCCUCGCCCGCUGUGUUCCCCUGAUCCCUGUCAGCCCCGUGAGUCUCACAAAAAACAUUAUAGGCAAUGUGUGAUAACGGAGACCCUGAGGAUAAACCCCCUGCCCCUCCAGUCAGAAUGAGCAGCACCAUCUUCAGCACCAGCUCUGGAAAAGACUCACUCUCAGCCAACCACAGCUCCAAGCCGCUGCCUUCUGUGCCUGAAGAGAGGAAACCUCGCAACAAGAUCAUCUCAAUCUUCUCUGGGGCUGAAAAAGGCGGCAGAAAGAAAGACAAAGACAAAGAGCGACCAGAGAUCUCACCACCUUCAGAUUUCGAACACACCAUACACGUUGGGUUUGAUGCUGUCACGGGGGAGUUCACUGGUAUGCCGGAGCAAUGGGCUCGACUACUCCAGACCUCAAACAUCACCAAGUCAGAGCAGAAGAAAAACCCACAGGCCGUGCUUGACGUUCUUAAGUUCUACGACUCUACGGGCAACGGUCGUCAGAAGUACCUCAGCUUCUCAUCUUCUGAAAAAGAUGCAUUCACUCCAGGACCUCAGUCUCCUGUUAAAAAAGGCACCGAACCCUCAUCUCCAAAUAUCAAAGACAUUGAUGACGAUGACGAUGAUGAAGCUCCUCCUCCCAUUGUGGCACCACGACCAGAACACACAAAGAGUGUGUACACUCGCUCUGUCAUCGACCCCAUCCCUGCUCCAAGCACCUGUCCAGACGGAGAUGUUGCCUCCAAAGCUGCAGACAGGCAGAAGAAGAAGGGCAAGAUGUCUGACGAGGAGAUCAUGGACAAACUGAGAACCAUCGUCAGCAUCGGAGAUCCCAAGAAGAAGUACACACGAUAUGAAAAGAUUGGUCAGGGGGCGUCGGGAACAGUAUUCACAGCCAUUGAUGUCGCCACAGGACAAGAGGUCGCCAUCAAACAGAUCAACCUACAAAAGCAGCCGAAGAAGGAGCUGAUCAUCAAUGAGAUUCUAGUGAUGAAGGAGUUGAAGAACCCCAACAUUGUCAACUUUUUAGACAGUUUCCUGAUGGGGGAGGAGCUGUUUGUGGUGAUGGAGUAUCUGGCCGGUGGCUCGCUGACAGAUGUGGUUACAGAGACUUGUAUGGAUGAGGCCCAGAUAGCUGCUGUCUGCCGAGAGUGUUUACAGGCUUUGGAUUUCCUACAUGCGAACCAAGUCAUCCACAGAGACAUUAAAAGUGACAACGUGCUACUCGGGAUGGAUGGCUCUGUCAAGCUGACCGAUUUUGGCUUCUGUGCCCAGAUCACUCCAGAGCAGAGCAAACGUAGCACCAUGGUAGGAACGCCUUACUGGAUGGCUCCUGAGGUGGUGACCAGGAAGGCUUAUGGGCCUAAAGUAGACAUUUGGUCACUGGGUAUUAUGGCCAUUGAGAUGGUUGAAGGAGAGCCUCCUUACCUGAACGAGAACCCACUACGAGCGUUAUACCUGAUUGCCACGAACGGCACACCUGAGCUUCAGAAUCCCGAGAAGCUGUCUCCAGUUUUCAGAGAUUUCCUCAACCGUUGUCUGGAAAUGGAUGUGGAGAAAAGAGGCGGAGGCAAAGAGCUGCUGCAGCAUCCGUUCCUGAAGCUGGCGAAGCCGCUCUCCAGCCUCACACCUCUCAUCCUGGCAGCCAAGGAGGCCAUGAAGGGCAAUCGUUAGCUGAUAAAACUCGCUACCCUGCCUUCCCAUGCUGUGCACAGAUAUGUGCCAACCAUUUAGAUUUCGUGCCAGACAAUAGGCUGAGAGUGACAUGCCACUCUUGAUGCACCAGCCUUAUAAGCCCUGACAAACCUCACUGUGAAGAAGACCAAAAAUAUAGAGCACAACCCCACCGCUGUCCACGUGAACUCUAUUCUCACUCAGACGUCAGAAGACAAGUCAAACUAAAGUGCUUAGUUUCAGAGUCAGUCGUAGUUGUUUUGUACAACAGAUCUCCUGGUGACAAGUUAGGGCUAGGCUUGUAUUUAACUUGGAAUGAAGAAGAUGCCUAGUUCUGUUUAGUUUUUUUAAUCAACUGCCUUAAACAAAUGCAAAAUGUUGCCUAAUGUAUUGUUGAUUGUGUCAGUGUCUCUUUUCCCAUGAUUUUUACUACCUUUGUAAUUUACCUUUUCAGCUUGUCAGUGUCUUAGUUAUUUUGAUACUUGAAUUUCAUAUUUGUCCCCCUUCUUGUGAUGUAAUGGGUCUCAUUCAUUGAACACUCUUUGCUAUUUCCACAUCGACUCGUGUUUUAUGGACGUUUUCUCUCACAGAUUUUUAUAGGAAACAUUUCAGUGCAUUUAUCAUCAUGAGCAUGUGCUGUGAUUGUGUAGUUCUUCGAUUGCCACACCCUACAGACUUACUGUACCAGUUCUUCCCCUGUAUCAUUAGACUCCGGAUACCAGAGGUGCACCUUACAGGCAAAUUAAGAUGUUAGAUUGACAGGGUUUAUACUUUCUUCUCUAUUGUUAUUAAAAAUGAGUAUUGUAUGUUGAAAUCUGUCCUUUGUGUUCUUCUGGACUAAACAAAUGCGCUUUUCCCAUGUGUAUAUUAUGUACUUAAUAAGUAGUUUGACAAAAAAAAAAAAAAGUGGCCAUAUCAUUCUGGUUAGCUGUCGAAAGUUGGUAAAGACAAUUUGUUGACUGUUUCUUUUUCUUUUCUGGACGACUAACAACCUUGUCUGCGCACUCGAAAUAAAUGCAACUGUUCUUGCUUUUGUGA